This is a messenger RNA of Rhizopus microsporus ATCC 52813, 2802 nucleotides long. RefSeq lists its product as uncharacterized. Gene Ontology annotation, cellular component: membrane. The record is from RefSeq and is a predicted model, not a curated record. Lineage: Eukaryota; Fungi; Mucoromycota; Mucoromycetes; Mucorales; Rhizopodaceae. Gene Ontology annotation, molecular function: ABC-type transporter activity; ATP hydrolysis activity; ATP binding. The transcript has 12 exons. Bases 1 to 2802 code for a protein of 933 amino acids.
AUGUUCCCACAUUUGAAAAGACAAGAUCAGCAAUGUCCAGAGUGUCCGGUUUGCUUCAACUGCCAGCUACCAACAAACAAUUGCGUUAAUGGAGGCACAUGCAACACUAGUGGCAUUUGUCACUGCCCUGUGGGUUGGGGUGGUUUGGACUGUGCCAAUCCCCUUUGUGGAUCACUUUAUGAAACAGAUAGACCGCAAAGAAAAGAUGACGAGGACUGCAGCUGUAAUUCAGGUUGGGGUGGUGUCAAUUGCAACGUUUGUCAAAGCGAUCAAGCAUGCCAGCCUGAGAAAGGUGCAAGCGCCACAUGUAUAAAAACUGCUGUUGGCCUUAAAUCAAUGCAUGCAUGGUGUGCUACUACAAAUAUUCCCUGGAUAAGCGAUGACACAUAUGUAUCUUUAGCCUGUGAAUGGGAAAAGAGUGAGUGUGUAUUUCAGUUUUGGAUUAACCGUGAAGAACAGUUUUAUUGUGAGUUAAGUGAAUGUACACAGUCAACAUCAGGUGAUAAUACAGUUACAGGAAACUGCCCUAAAGCAAAAUGUUCGUGUAUGAAAGAUGCGUAUAUGUGCGGAAGAGAAGUAGGUGGGUAUAUGCACAUGUCAGAGCUUGUAAAAAACGUAAAAGGACCUUCAGAAUGGUAUUGUGAAAACGGGAAAAACUGCUGGUAUAACGAGUACUCGACGCUCGUGAGUGUAUUUCCAGAUAAUAUUCGAUUAUCCUGUGACGUAGGAGAAUGCGUAAAUGAGCAAGAUAUCCUAGACACUGCGCCUAUUGUAAACUAUACAGAAACGAUGAUCAUAGCAGCCAUAGCUGUUGCUUGCAUAUUACUAUAUACUAUCACGAAGUACACGGCUUCAAGGCAAAAGAAACUUUUUGGCACUCGUAUACAACUAACAGAUAUGGAUGAGGGUGACGAUUUAGCGAGCUAUUCAACAACGGCAGAGAUCUCCCUGACUUUCUCAGAUAUAUCUUAUUCUGUUCAGGGUAAAUCUAUUUUGUCCAAUCUGAGUGGGUUUGUUGAGCCUGGUCAGAUGUUGGCUGUCAUGGGCCCCUCAGGCGCUGGUAAAUCAAGCUUAUUAGACAUUCUUGCAAGAAAACAUAAACGAGGCGUCGCAAGCGGAAACAUAUUAUUGAAUGGAGCGUCACCGAAUAUGAAGCAAUUUAGAAGACUUACAGGUUUUGUAGAUCAAGAUGACAGCCUUAUGGGGACUUUAACUGUAAGAGAAACCUUGACAUAUGCAGCCAUGAUGCGCUUGCCACGCAGUAUGCCUUUACAAGCGAAAUUAAAGCGAGUCGAAGAGGUCAUACAGGAACUAGGUAUCAGCAAAAUUGCUGAUAGUAAAAUUGGAAUGCCUGGUAAACGCGGAAUUAGUGGUGGAGAAAAAAGAAGAGUGAGCAUAGGCAAGGAACUGGUAACAGGACCAAGUUUAUUAUUUUUGGAUGAGCCUACAAGCGGUUUAGACGCUUACAAUGCAGGCGUUGUCAUGGACUGUCUACAAAGACUUGCUCAUGAAAGCAAAAGGACCAUAAUCGUCACAAUUCAUCAACCAAGAUCUAACAUUUACAAAAUGUUCGAUUCACUCAUGUUACUUUCUGCCGGACAAUUGGUAUAUUUUGGUCCAACUAACUCUUGUUCAAGCUAUUUCCGGGACCUAGGCUUCUCUAUUCCAGCUGAUUAUAACAUUGCUGACUAUCUCAUUGAUCUUACGAUGAAACGGCCAGACGAUACAGACUCCACACAACAUGAUACCCCUACUCCAUUCAGCAACAGCCAAAGAGAGCAAGAGGAAUUUGAUCUUUUAUCCGAGUCUAAUCAUGCUCAUUAUUUGACUGAUUCGUUUCGUUCUUCUGAACUGUACGAGAAUAUCAAGAACCGUAUUGGCCGAUCCAAUCCAGGCGGUCCUUUUUCAGUAUGGGUUGACCCGCCCGGACAAGAUGUCUCCAUCUUAUCAAUCACACAAUUUUAUCAUGAAUUGGUAAGACAGAAAUAUUCCCUUUUAUCAUCUCGGACUUUUAUCAACAUGUAUAGAAAUCCAAUGCUGUUUUUUGCUCAUUUUGCCUUCUCUGUCGUCCUUGCUAUCUUACUUGGUAGUUUAUUCUGGCAAGUGGAUGUUGACCUUUCUGGCGUUCAAAAUAGAUUAGGGGUCCUAUUCUUUAUGUGUGCAUUGUUGGGGUUUGCUGCCACAAGUUCUUUGGACAUGUUCAACAAGGAGAGACUAUUAUUUAUGCGUGAACGUGAAAACGGUUAUUACAGCGCAGGUGCUUAUUUCCUGGCCAAAGUUAUGUUUGAUAUUAUCCCUCUACGAGUAAUUCCACCUUUGGUAAUGGGAUCCAUUUGCUAUUACAUGAUUGGCUUAAAUCCCUCUUUACUGAUAUUUGCAAAAUUUUUGCUGGUGUUGGUACUAUUCAAUUUGGCAGCAGCAGGAUUAUGCUUGUGUUUUGCAACAGGCAUUAAGAACCUGUCAAUAGCAAACUUAUUAGCUAGUCUAACCAUGCUUUUUUCCAUGUUAUUUGGUGGCUUCUUAUUGAACAAAGACCAUAUCCCUCCUGUCUUGAGUUGGCUACAACAUUUAAGUUUUUUCAACUACGGAUAUGAGGCCCUCAUUGUGAAUGAACUGAAAGAUAUUACCUUACGUGAUAAAUCUAUUGCAGAUAUUCAAAUACCUGGUCCUAUCAUUUUGGCACGCUUUGGCUUUAAUGGACAAGCAUUUUGGGCAAACGUUAAUCGAUUAUUAUUCUUUAUUCUUUUUACUCUGUCCAUUUCUUUUAUGUUUUUGAAACAUUUUGUAAAAGAACAACGUUAA